CUUCACUGAUAACCACAUAUCGAUCUACAAUACCAUUAAGCUGCCAGUUCAAGCUCUUCUCAACACUUGUCUUCUUCACUACUUGAAACAAACUUUGUGAUCAUUUCCAUACUCUUCUUUCAAGAACCAACCUUAUCAACCAGCACAAUGCAGUGGUCAACUAUCACCACCAUCCUCACCCUCCUCCUUCUCAACUCCUCCCGGGCCUCAGCCUUCAGCAUUGCCCGAGUCUGGGCUAGCUUCUACUCGGAGUGUCCCGCUACCGACCCGGACAGCACUACCGACCCGACACCGGACGACAUUGACACCGACACCGACACUGACACCGACGCGGCCACUACCUACAGCCACAGCUUCCUCUCCAACUUCUUCGCCUCCUUCUUCCAACGCACGGAAGACCAGUCCGCCACCGUCGUCGUCGACAUCUACUCAGGGACCUGUCAAUCCCUCCCCGUCGGCCGCCGGUACAACGCCGACGCCAUCUCCUUCAACGCCGAAUCCCUGUACUCGGGGCCCUAUGAUCACUGCAACGUGACCCUGCACGAGGUGCCCGGCUGCGUCGACAAGCCCCUGGUCGAGGUCCCGUUCCAGGACGGCAGCGCCGAGGCCGAGUGCACCGAGCGCGAGUUCACCCCGCUCUCUCAGAUGUGGAUUCUCCUGCACUGCGAGACGGACCGGUCUCCUAUCAGAACCGGCAGCACCGGCAAGGGCAGCAGCAGCUCCAGCAGCGGGGGCCAGCAGAAGCCUUCGCAGCAAUCGCAAUCGUCCUCGUCAUCAUCAUCAUCAUCAUCGGAUCCCUCGACGCCCAACAUCCCCAACAUUCCCGAAAUUCCCGCCAUCCCCGAUAUCCCCAAGCUGCAGCCCACCCUCUUCUCCAAGCUGCACGCCGCGCUAGAAAAUGCCACCGCCACCAAUGCCACCGCUCCAGGGGCUGUGAGCGCUAACUCAACGGGUCCGGUUCUCUCGCGGGCGAUGCGUCUGCGACGGGCAGCGCGCACCAGACUUUCAAAUCUGUGAUUUUCUCGUCUUCUUCUUGGAUUGAAUUGCUAUUGCUGUAUUUCGCCUCCUUCUGUAUAUCGAGUGUGAGUGUCCAUUCUGGGCCCCUUUGUCUUUCAAUAUGUCGGAUUAGCGAUUUGUCGAUGUUAAUGGCGUUGAGGAGAUACAGUGUGGAAAGAAAGAUAG
Molecule: messenger RNA, 1182 nt
Organism: Aspergillus homomorphus CBS 101889
Lineage: Eukaryota; Fungi; Ascomycota; Eurotiomycetes; Eurotiales; Aspergillaceae
Exons: 2
Coding region: 148-1017 (289 amino acids)
Source: RefSeq, a predicted model, not a curated record